AUGUUGACAAUUUACUGGCAAAUGGAUGUGGUGUUCCUGGAGGCAUUCACUAUAUUCCCAUUAUACGGGCUCGCUGAUAUCCUCAUCAUUCUUACCAUCUUCAAUCUUCUCGUCGCCAGAUAUUUUGGUUUCGGGAACAUGCUUCUCUACAAUAUCCAGGAUUACGGUGUUGCCUCGUUUCAUUCUAACACCGGACCUCUUAUGUUCAUAGUUCGGAUGUUCGGAAUUUUUCUGAUUACUUCACAGAGAUACGUGGCGGUUUGUUGGCAUGGAAGUCGAUUGAAUGUGUUUAUCGAUAGAUUGCAUCCUCUGAUUCUUGUCGCUAUCCAUUACAUAUUUCCAUGUGUCAUCUAUAUUCCCGCCUUUAUUGUCAGCAGUGCUAAAUUUCAAGACACCGAAAGAUUAUUCAUUAUCAACACACCCACACAUUUACAAACUUUUUCUAUAAUUGUGGUUUCUUCCUUUCUGGUUGCUUCUGUACUCGUGGUUUUUAUGUAUCUUUCAAUUUUAAGAGUAUUAUUUAUUACAAGAAAAAAUGGGAAAAACUCAAUGGGACAAUGUGUUUUCCGUCAACAAGCUCUCCGUUAUCGAGAAAUCCGUUUGGCUGCUCACGUCUUCUUAUUGUCAGUAAUGUCUGCAACUAUUUUUAUAUACUAUUGGAUUGAGUUCUCAAUGGCUGGGAACCCAGAUGACUCUGGCCGGAAAGCUCUCCGUGUGUACUAUCCCAUUUUAUCUUCAAACUUCUCGUAUAUCAAUCCAUUGACUUUAUUUGCUCUCAAUAAAGAUAUCCAGAAAAUGAUCAAAGCUCAGUUCUGUCGAAUCGUUUCGUUUCACACUCCCAAAGUUAUGGUAUCACAUGGAAUUAUAAAGAAUGGAUCAAGAAGUGAUAUGACAUAA
Caenorhabditis remanei is the source of this 897-nucleotide messenger RNA. RefSeq lists its product as uncharacterized. The record is from RefSeq and is a predicted model, not a curated record. Gene Ontology annotation, cellular component: membrane. Gene Ontology annotation, molecular function: neuropeptide receptor activity. The transcript has 7 exons. Bases 1 to 897 code for a protein of 298 amino acids. Gene Ontology annotation, biological process: neuropeptide signaling pathway. NCBI's taxonomy places the organism in Eukaryota, Metazoa, Nematoda, Chromadorea, Rhabditida, Rhabditidae.